AUGCCUCCCUACAACCUGCCGCCAAAAAGUCCAAUAAAUGACUCUGACGCUAAUGCCUGUCUGUGUCUAUGUAAGGGGUCCUUGUCCCCGCCUGUACAAGGGGCUUACAGUGACCCCAAAACCUCAGACGAGGUGGGACCGGGGGCCGGUGAUACGCUGUUCCAACCUACCUCUUUCCCCCAGCAAUGGUGUGAGAGGGUGAAUCCAGAGAACAAGGCAGCCCUGGAGGCGUGGGUAAGGGAGACUGGCAUCCGCCUGGUGCAGGUCAACGGGCAAAGGAAGUAUGGCGGACCACCCCCAGGCUGGGUGGGCAGCCCGCCACCUUCAGGGUCCGAGGUGUUUAUCGGACGGCUACCCCAGGACGUGUAUGAGCACCAGCUGAUCCCACUCUUCCAGCGCGUGGGGCGUCUCUAUGAGUUCCGCCUGAUGAUGACCUUCAGUGGCUUGAACCGCGGCUUUGCCUACGCGCGCUAUAGCUCGCGGCGUGGUGCCCAGGCCGCGAUUGCUACGCUGCACAACCACCAGCUGCGUCCUUCUUGCCAGCUUCUGGUGUGCCGAAGCACCGAGAAGUGCGAGCUGACAGUAGACGGGCUGCCUCCGAGCUUGAACCGCCAUAUGCUUCUGCUGGCCCUACAGCCCCUGGGUCCCUGCCUGCAGGAGACAUUGCUGCUACCCAGUCCGGGGUCAGCGCCCUCUCAAAUUGCGCUGCUCAAGUUCAGUACGCACCGAGCCGCUGCCAUGGCCAAAAAGGCCCUGGUAGAAGGGCAGUCACGCCUUUGUGGAGAACAAGUCGCUGUGGAGUGGCUCAAGCCAGAUCUGAAGCAGCACUUCCGCCAGCAGCUUGCAGGCCCCUCACUGCGGUUCCUACGGCCAGAGGGCAGCCAAGUAGCCCAGAGCAGGGACAGGCUAGGGUCCCAAGGGGCUAGGGCUGCUCUGCAGCUACUGUGUCAGCGAAUGAGGCUAGGCAGCCCAAUGUUCCUUACCAAAUGUUUAGGCACAGGUCCUGCUGGCUGGCAUCGCUUUUGGUACCAGGUUGUAAUCCCUGGUCACCCAGUGCCUUUCAGUGGCCUCAUUUGGGUUGUGCUGGCCUCUGAUUGGCAGGAUGGGCAUGAGGUGGCUAAGGAUGCUGUGUCUGCGCAGUUGCUAGAAACACUGAGUGAGUCUAGGACCAGCUUGUGGUCUCCUAGGGCUGAAGCAGGUAUUGUGAUUAAGCAGUGACCCUUCCCCCUCCUCUUAACAGGCAGCCUAAAAGAGUAGGCAGAACCUAUGUCAAUCCCCAGCCCAGCAGGUCUGGGCAGCAACUACUGACUGGAUCAAAAAGAGACAGGGGCCUGGUGAUAGCUUCUUUGCUGGGGCGGGGCCCUGUCACACCUAAGUGCUACUUUAGUUGUGAGGAAACUUGUCCUUCCCCCAUUGAGCCUAGGAUCAGAUUUGACCUCUGACUUAAUAUCCUUGGCCAAUUCCCAGUUUGACAAAUAAUUCAUUAUACCCACAAAAGCUUACUAUGAAUCUUUGUUUUUAUUUGGAGAACUGGCUGAGCUAAAGGGCCCCUCCUUGUUUUUGUUUUGUUUUUCCUAUACUGGUUAUAUUUAUAUUAAACCCCUGGUUGUUAU
This is a messenger RNA of Phodopus roborovskii (desert hamster), 1613 nucleotides long. RefSeq names its product DND microRNA-mediated repression inhibitor 1 (gene Dnd1). The coding region runs from base 1 to 1218 and encodes 405 amino acids. Lineage: Eukaryota; Metazoa; Chordata; Mammalia; Rodentia; Cricetidae. Gene Ontology annotation, molecular function: mRNA binding. The record is from RefSeq and is a predicted model, not a curated record. Gene Ontology annotation, biological process: mRNA stabilization; germ cell development; negative regulation of miRNA-mediated gene silencing. The transcript is spliced from 4 exons. Gene Ontology annotation, cellular component: nucleus; cytoplasm.